Molecule: messenger RNA, 1007 nt
Organism: Electrophorus electricus (electric eel)
Lineage: Eukaryota; Metazoa; Chordata; Actinopteri; Gymnotiformes; Gymnotidae
Gene: mtrfr
Product: mitochondrial translation release factor in rescue
Biological process (GO): translational termination
Cellular component (GO): mitochondrion
Molecular function (GO): translation release factor activity
Source: RefSeq, a predicted model, not a curated record
GUUCCUCCAUUACUUUGCUCAGCCUAUUUACGUUGUACGGAAUGAUCUUUGUAGCAGGUAGUAUCUCAUUAGUCUCAAGAAAUUUGAUGUAUAUUAGUUUUUCCCACUUCAUAUCUUAGUUAUGGAUUGCUCGCUGCUACAACAAAAACCUCGGCUUCCAGUAGUAUUAUAUAUUGUUCUUUAAUGCUUUUCAAACAACGCUUGGCGCUGUUAGGAUAAGAUUUCACACGAAAAAGCCGUCCAGAUUUUCAAGGGGUUUGGCGACUGACCACGCAAAAUGCCAGCUUUGCAAUUCGUCCACCAACUCGUCUUCUAUACGAGAAGACUGACCAGGGUCGCGUUAACUCGAGGACACUCUCCACUUUGGCUGAGUCCAGUAGUCGGGUGGCCUCUCAUUCAGAGAGCAGGGAAAAAAUACCGGAUUGAUCUGCCAGUAUUACAUGAGAAUGACUUGGAAGAACAGUUUGUCCGUGGCUUUGGACCAGGUGGACAAGCUACUAACAAAACCAGUAAUUGUGUAGUGUUAAAGCACAUCCCCACAGGUGUUGUCGUAAAGUGUCACCAAACCAGAUCAGUGGAGUUAAACAGGAAGCGCGCGAGAGAGAUCAUGCGUGAAAAAUUGGACGUGAUUUACAAAGGAGAAGAUAGCGAGCUACUAAAAAUCAAGGAAGAAUCCAGGAUAAGAAAACAAGAAAAACGGAGGAAAGUGAACGAAAAUCUUCAGAAAAAAAGGCUGUUCAAAGAGACGCUUUCAGCGUCUAAGCAAGGAGAGGACAACAGAUGAGGUUUGCAUAAACCGGCUGUGAAGAUGGCACAAACCCUUGAAUAACUUAUGAACUGGUAUGCCGACACGCAAACUCUUUUGCCUUUAACGUAUCUUUAAUAACAGUCUUGAUCAUACCUAUAUUUUGCAUAGAGGAUUAAAAUUAAUGUAUUAAACUUGUAUAAUCACUCAUCCUGUCUGGAUUUUUCAUCCAAGGUUAAAAAUUCAGGUAAAAGUGUAAUAA